This is a messenger RNA of Diabrotica balteata, 2094 nucleotides long. Lineage: Eukaryota; Metazoa; Arthropoda; Insecta; Coleoptera; Chrysomelidae. The record is from the annotation of a GenBank genome assembly.
AGUUUUCAGUCCAUUCAUUAGUAAAUUAAAAAGUUAGUAUUAUUAUUGGGUCAUUAUCAACUGGAAAAGUCGUUUUGUAUGAUUUUCUAAAUCUACGACACUUAUUUUAAUAGAAUACACAAAAAAUACCUUCGUUUCAGCUUAUGGAAGUAUACUAAAAUAUCAAAAUGAAAUGGUUGUAUUUGUGUUGUUUGCUACUGAUUCUUCAAGUCUGCACUGCUCCCCCAGUGGAGAAAAAGAAAGAAGAACCUGAGGAUUCAGAAGUAAAUGGUUUAGAAGAUUAUAUGGAAUAUCACAGGUAUCUAAAAGAGGUUGUGCACGCCUUGGAAUCAGACCCGGAUUUCAGAGCAAAACUAGAAAAGGCUGAAGAAUCCGAUAUUAAAUCUGGAAAAAUAGCAGAAGAAUUAGAAUUCGUCUCGCAUCACGUCAGAAACCGUCUAGACGAGAUCAAGAGAGUAGAAUUAGAGAGACUGAAGCAUUUAGUUGAACAAAAGAGGAAAUUGGAAGAUACCAACGCCAUAGACACCGAAGACCCGACGCACAACCAUCUGGACCACUCGAAUCCACAUACUUUCGAAAUUGAAGACUUGAAGAAACUGAUUGCUAAAACUGCUCAGGAUUUGGAUGAGGCUGAUAAGAAAAGAAAGGAGCAAUUUAAACAGUACGAAUUAGAAAAAGAGUAUAAGAAAUUAGAUAAAUUGAAUCAUACCAAUGGAGACGAUAGGCAAAAACUAGAAAAAGAAUAUGAAGAAAUGGAAAACAAGCAUAAACGUCAUGAAAAACUCCACGAACCCGGACACAAAGCUCAGUUGGAGGAAGUAUGGGAAGAACAGGAUCAGAUGCAACAGGACUUCGAUCCCAAAACCUUUUUCAUGCUUCACGAUAUCGACGGUAAUGGCUUAUGGGAUCAAGAUGAAGUGAAAGCUUUGUUCAUUAAAGAAUUAGACAAGAUGUACCAGCAAGGUGCUCCUGAAGACGAUUGGCGGGAAAGAAUGGAAGAAAUGGAAAGAAUGAGAGAAAGCGUUUUUAGGGAAAUGGACACAAACCGCGAUGGGUUUAUAGACUUCCACGAAUUCUACCAACAAACCAACACUAAUGAUUUCAAACAAGACCAUGGAUGGCAAGGUUUAGACGAACAAAAACCGUACACCGACGAAGAGCUAGCAGAAUACGUUAGACAACACGAACGGUACCAACAGGGAAUUCCCGAAGCUUACCAUCCUGGAGCUUAUCAAGUUCCUCCCGCAGGAUAUCAACAACAUCCACCUCCAGGAGCAGGAUAUCAACAGCCACAUCCAGCUGGAGGUUACCAACAACCUCCACCAGCCGGAUAUCAACACCAACCUCCAGCAGGGGGAUACCAACACCAACCUCAAGCAGGAGGAUACCAACAACCGCCACCACAAGCAGCAGGAUACCAACAACAACCACCACAAGCAGCAGGAUACCAACAACAACCACCACAAGCAGCAGGAUACCAACAACAACCACCACAAGCAGCAGGAUACCAACAACAACCACCACAAGCAGCAGGAUACCAACAGCCACCACCAGCAGGAGGAUACCAACAGCCACCUCCAGCAGGAUAUCAACAGGUACCUCAAGGUAGCUACCAGCAACCCGCAGCUCAGCAACAACAGCAACACGUACCACAGACAGGCCAACAAGCUCAACCACCUCAGGGAGUACAACAACCUCAGGUUGUCCAGCAACAAAAUCAACAACCACAGGCACCACCCGUUCACCAAAAUGAUCUGAAUACCAACGAAGUACACCCGCCUUCGGCUCAACAGGUACCUGCAGCUCAACAACAUAACGUUAAUCAAGGAAAUGUUCAACAUUAAGUACUGAAUAUAAAAUUGUAGACUUUCAUCGUUUAAUGAAUAUAAAUAAAGACUUCCUUUACAAGACAUUUAUAGAUAGUAAUAUUUUAUUGAAAAGAUUUUGUGAUAAAAUUUUAUGUUAUCUCUUUUUCAGAAACUAGUCCUAGCAUACUAUUUUACAAUUUGACGAAAAAUCGUAGCAUUUAAUGUUUCUCAUUUUCUCAGUGUAGUUUUUAACUGUUUUAUACUUGAAAAUAUUUUGAGUAAAUAA